AUGGUGUCCUUUGAGUUCUUACGGAAAGUUCUGAAUCCUGUAUUCCCUUGCAACAUGCUGUUGCGAGGGUAUUCAUUAUGUGUUCUGAUGGUGGAUGUGGUGUGGGUGUUGGUGAAUGCCACAUAUGCUGUAUUUAAAGCAAUUCAUGAGGUUUUUAAACCUCCACCAAUGAAAUCUGUUGAAAAUGAAAAAGCCAUGGUGAUCGGUUCUGGAAGAGGUAUUGGUCGUGAUCUAGCCAUACAACUAUCAUAUCUUGGAGCGACAGUUAUAUGUGUGGAUAUCAAUGAAAUAAAUAAUAGUAAGACAGUAGCUUACAUUAAACGGAAAGGCGGAGAUGCCUUUAUGUACACAUGUGACAUUACCAAGAAAGAAAAUGUUGAUGAUUUAGCACAAAAAGUGAAGACUGAGUUAGGUUUUGUUAGCAUGUUGUUCUAUUGCUGUGGCAUCCCGAGCCCUAGAUCAUUACUGAUGACACCCAAUGAAGAUAUUCACGGAACAUUGGAUCUGACUUUAACAUCAUACUUUUGGCUCAUCGAUAACUUCCUUCCGGAAAUGAAAGCAAGAAAUCAUGGUCAUAUAGUAGCAUUAACUUCGGUAGCUGGACUCAGUUACAUCAAAGAUCAGAUGCCGCUCUGUGUAGCACAGUUUGCUGUUCAGGGUCUGGCUGAAUCGCUAAUGGAGGAUCUAAGGAUCAAUAAAAUUGAUGGUGUUCAUGUCACAUUGACACACAUUUAUCCAUUUAUUGUAGAGGAUAACUCUGAGUUUAAUUUAAAAAUUUCUAGUUAUUUCGGCACUAUCACUCCAUCAAAGGCAGCCAGUUCUGUUUUAGAGGGAGUUCUUCGAAAUUAUCCUGAGACUUCAGUACCUAAACAUUUUCUGUUUCUUGGACAUGUAUUACGCAUUCUUCCUAGAAAAGCAACCGUGCUUGUUAGAGACCUCUUAGACACCGGUGUGGAUUUCGCUUGA
Molecule: messenger RNA, 966 nt
Organism: Danaus chrysippus (African queen)
Lineage: Eukaryota; Metazoa; Arthropoda; Insecta; Lepidoptera; Nymphalidae
Source: the annotation of a GenBank genome assembly